This is a messenger RNA of Saccostrea cuccullata (small rock oyster), 1102 nucleotides long. RefSeq names its product protection of telomeres protein 1-like. Gene Ontology annotation, cellular component: nuclear telomere cap complex. The record is from RefSeq and is a predicted model, not a curated record. Gene Ontology annotation, biological process: regulation of telomere maintenance via telomerase; telomere capping. Gene Ontology annotation, molecular function: G-rich strand telomeric DNA binding; telomerase inhibitor activity. Bases 70 to 1035 code for a protein of 321 amino acids. Lineage: Eukaryota; Metazoa; Mollusca; Bivalvia; Ostreida; Ostreidae. The transcript has 6 exons.
CCAGGACAGUUUAUAAAGUUAAACAACCUCCAUGCUGCCACCUUCGUAUCGGCUGAGAACCGACCAGAAAUGUCGGAGUUACCUAUGAUAGAGCUGGUCAUUCACCGCGGCACAGCGUACGGUAGAGGUGUCCAUGUUAUAAAAGAUGAUUUCGAUGGAAUCAAAACACUGAAAGAAAGACUUGAGAAGGUCACAGCAGAGGUCAGGAGAAGAGGAAAUUCUGAAACUUCAGAACAUUCCAAUUCUGCUGCCAGGAAAGUUACAGAAGUGGUGGAUAAUUCAGGGAACUGUAGGAGUCUUAAUGCCAACCAUGACAUAUCAACCAGUCAGCCAGCAAUAAACUUAUCUUCUGACAAUGCACAGGAAAUGACAAUGGAGGUAUCAUGUGACCGUAUAAACCAAUCACAACCCCACAAGAGUUUCACCCACCAAUCAAAUUCGCAGCAGUCACAGAAUUGGGCUAGAUGCAUGAUGCAGACAUCUACAGUUGUUCUGAAUCAUCCUCAUAUCCAGUGUACAAAUAUUAAGGAUGUACUGUCACACAGCGUGCCUUAUAAAUUCCGAAUUCUGGCAAGAGUGGUAGACUUCUUCCCAAGAUUUAACAGACCAGAGGACAUCUGUAAACUGUACUGCCCAGAGUGUAACUACUUGUGUGAUGUCCCUUUAGAAGAAAAUGGGAAAACUAGCUUGAAAAUUAGCAGAAGAGGAAGACAAUUAAAGCAUUACUUAUGUCCUGUAUGUAGUAAAGAUUCCCAGUUUGAGUUGGAGUAUAUCUUUAUGAUGAGAUUCUUGCUAAGAGAUAAAACAGGAGAGAUAGUGGUCAACCUAUGGAGAAAAGAUGCAGUGACUUUUUUCCAGGAUAUAACUCCAGUGGAAAUGUUGACAGAAUCCGCUUUGUGUACUGUGAUAGAAAACUGUCUAAAUGUUAUCUGUGAUCCUGACAAGAGUGACUGCCCUUGGUUUGAAUGUUGUGUAAAAUCCUACAAUAUCCAGAUGGGAGUUCGUUAUCAGAUCUUUGACACCUGUUUAGCAUGACAUUGUUAUCAAAGAUAAAUAUUAAAAUGGUGCUUCUUUUGUUAUUGUCAUAAAUAAUUAAAAUGUA